This is a messenger RNA of Cordyceps militaris CM01, 435 nucleotides long. RefSeq lists its product as uncharacterized. Lineage: Eukaryota; Fungi; Ascomycota; Sordariomycetes; Hypocreales; Cordycipitaceae. The transcript has a single exon. The coding region runs from base 1 to 435 and encodes 144 amino acids. The record is from RefSeq and is a predicted model, not a curated record.
AUGAACUUCACGUUGCGUGUGCCAAUUAGUUAUCAGGAGUUAGCUUCUACAGCACCGCUAGUCACGCCCCCUUGGUUAUUGGCAUACGAUCCAUCGAUGCAAAUACAUGUCGCCGUCUUGUCCAGUUCCCCAACAUCGAAAAACUGCAACUCAGCUCUCGGACACGACGGACACGGAAAAGUUACCCAAAACAUCCUUUCCAACCCCGGUCCCGCCACCCGCGCCCGCACCCGUCGUCCGAGGGCGCCGAUAGGGCACUGUCACAUUCCAAAACGCGCCGGAAAUGAGCUGAUCAGGACGAUCAGUGUGCCUGGCAUCGCCAAGGUAGGGUCAAUGGGUCAUGUACUUGCUGCUCGCGUGCUCAAUCUUCAUAGCGUUUCAUUACGGCGGGCCCGGCGAGACAUUGGGAGCUUUAUUGGCGGAUUAACGGACUAA